Messenger RNA from Paramecium pentaurelia, 1498 nucleotides. NCBI's taxonomy places the organism in Eukaryota, Ciliophora, Oligohymenophorea, Peniculida, Parameciidae. The record is from the annotation of a GenBank genome assembly.
AUGGAUAAGUAUACAAGAAUAAAAAUGAUUGGAAAGGGUAACUUUGGUGAUGUUUGGCUGGUUGAAGACAACAAAGGAUAGGUAUAGGAUUGAGAAAACAAAAGAAAUUUGCCCUCAAGUUAAUCGAUUUGUAAUUUUAGAGUGUUGACCCAACAAAUGAAGUUACAUUGUUGAAGGUUUUGAAACAUCCAAAUAUCAUAAAAUACUAUAACUCAUUUGUGUAGAAUGAUUAAUUAUGCAUUUUAAUGGAAUUUGCAGAAAAUUGUAUUUCAAAAUCAUAUCUAAAAUGUAGAUGAUCUAUAAAUAUAUACUAAAAGCAAUCCAGCAAAUAUAUUAAAUUGGUUUACAUAAUUGUGUUAAGCAGUAUAAUACUUACAUUAAAUGAAUAUUGUCCAUAAAGAUAUAAAAAUGAAAAAUGUGUUUUUGACCAAAGAUGGCAUAGUAUAAAUAUAUAUAGAUAUUUAGAUCAAAUUAGGAGACUUUAGUAUUUCUAGAAAAUUAGAUGCCUCAUUGAAUCUUACAUAAUUAGGUAUAUUACAAUGAAUUGAUAUUGUGAGGUACUCCUUAUUAUUUGUCACCUGAGAUUUGUGAGUCUAAACCAUCCAAUACAAAAAGUGAUAUUUGGGGUUUGGGAUGUCUCCUCUAUGAAUUGUGCACUAAACAAAAGCCAUUUUAAGGAUAAUCUUUACCUGAAGUUUUCAAAAAUAUCAUAACAAGUGAAACUCCCAAAUUACCUGAUGGAUUCCCUUCGGUUUAUUAGGAUAUAAUAAAUUAAUGUUUAUAAAAGAAUCCUUAAGAGAGACCUGAAAUCUCAUAACUCUUAGAAAUUCCAGAAAUAAAGAAGGAGAGAAUAAAAUUCUCAUAGUUAUAUAAAUAGAGAUUGAUAGGAAUGCUCAAAUAAAUCGAUAAUACAUAAUCUGAAUCGAUUUAAACUAAUAUAAAGUAAAUGCACAAACCUAUCUUUACUCCAUAAAAUAAAUCAUAAUCAUUAUUAUUUAAAAAUCUAUUCUCAGAAUAAAUAUAAUCAAACAUUAAAAAACCAAUGACAAAGAAAAUCAUUUCAAUUGAUACUGAUUUAAUACAAAAGGAAGAUUAAUUAUAAUAAUAGAAUGAAACCCCAACAUAAUUUGCUAAAUAAUUAUUUAACCCAAAAACCCCUACUUCUCCGAAUAGGAAUUUAUUAUUAGCAGAUUUUUUGAAGAAAAAACUUGGAGAGUAAAAGUUUUUAGAUGUUCGCUAGAUUCUUGAAGAGUCUUAGAAUCCAAUAUAAUUGUUAGAUCAAAAAGAAAUCAUGAUGAACUUAAUGGGAGAGGAGAAUUUAGAAUGUGUUAAAGUAUUAAUCAUCAAAUUAACUUUAUAGAUAUUUAAAAUAUUAAUAUGUAAUUGCACUACUCUACCAGGUAAUCAUUUUCGAUAGAUGAAUAAUUACUAAUUUUUAAGAGAUAAAGUUGGUUCAUAACCAGAUUUGGAUUAGAACGUAAAGACUAAUAAUUUUUGA